AUGGCCAAAGCCGAGUUUAGGCGGCUCAAGCACUGCGAGAUAGUGCGCCAGUCGCGUGUGCGGAAGAAGAAUGAACGCAAGGGUUUGCGCCAGGUGAACGACGAGCUCGAGAAAGAACUCGACAACAUGUUGGCCACGUACAGGAGAGAGAACGACUGGAUGCACUUCGAUGAGCGCAGUCUGCGGGACGUUUUGUUUAAAAAGUUUGUGCAUUCCAUCUACGAAGUGCGCGGACUCCGUCGAGAGAACUCGGAGCUCAAAGACCAGUUCCUUAUCUACGAUGCACUGGGCGAGCAGCUGCAGAGACUACAGGACGAUUUCCAGAUCCCCAGACAAGUUGGCAUACGGACGUCCAUCGGCACGAUCCACUUCCAUAGGCUGACGGUGGCAGAAGCCAGAGACAUUAUGAUUGACUCGCACAGACAGGCGACAUCUUUCUUUGAGACGAUGCAGAGAGUCGAGACUGGAGAGGAGGAGAAGACCAUGGGCUGGACUCAGCACCAGCGUAUCACGGCGGACGGUCGAGUGCAAUUUAACUUUACAAAGAGGAUCGACACAAUCGGCACGGAGGAACUGGUGCACAAGAGCUGGGAAAUGUACUGCGACUUUGGACUCUACCACGGCAUCUACUCGUCCGUACAGAAGCUCGAGAUCCUGCAGAGAAUCAACGACAAUACGCUCUUGAUACGACGAGAUCUCCAGGAAGGAAGCUCGGCUCCGAUCUUCCGCACUGUCUUCCUCCUCUUUCGCAUCCGGCUGCCAAAUGGCUACCUCAUUUGCUUCCGGUCGCACAACCCCGCUGUGCGCGUCGAGGACGACGACGACCCGAAUGUGCAGUGGAUGGAGAUGUUUUACUGGCUCUUGAUCACGGACCCGCCAGUCAAGGAGACUGACCCGGCAGGUAUUAUCGGCCCACCCAGGCCACCUGAGCGGGGCUGCGACGUAACAUUUGGCGGCAAUCUGCUCAACAGUCGAAGCGCCAAACAUGCCACGAUCUGGAAGUACCAGAUCGCUAUGGCGCUGCUGAGAUGGGAGAGCAAUGCUGCCGCACCACUGUUCGCGCUGUUUGGGUAG
Molecule: messenger RNA, 1074 nt
Organism: Phytophthora infestans T30-4
Lineage: Eukaryota; Oomycota; Peronosporomycetes; Peronosporales; Peronosporaceae
Exons: 2
Coding region: 1-1074 (357 amino acids)
Source: RefSeq, a predicted model, not a curated record